Messenger RNA from Aspergillus japonicus CBS 114.51, 1272 nucleotides. RefSeq lists its product as uncharacterized. The transcript is spliced from 6 exons. The record is from RefSeq and is a predicted model, not a curated record. Bases 78 to 1148 code for a protein of 356 amino acids. NCBI's taxonomy places the organism in Eukaryota, Fungi, Ascomycota, Eurotiomycetes, Eurotiales, Aspergillaceae.
GGGUUCUGAAUCUUUUCGUCAAUGCUGUCUCGACUUCUGGGGAUUCAUUCGCUAUUAUUCCUCUUACCCCAGGCGUCAUGACUGUGAGCGAUCCGAAAGAUGUCUUGAACACCAUCAACUUCGUCACGCAGUGCUUGUGUAUCCCUAUAGUCAGUGUCUUUGUGAUCCUGCGGUUUUCGAUUCGUACAUACUACAAGCAAUGGGUGGGGGUGGAAGAUUGGUCUUGUCUCGCGGCAUGGAUUCUGUUUAUGGGGUACUGUUCCAUCUCGAUUAUAGUGGGAAAAUACGGUGGAGGGUACCACAUUGAUGAUGUUUCGACCGCACACCAGGUCCUUUUUCGCAAGUUCUGCUAUAUCGCCACCGUUCUUUACUGCCCCAUGGCCCUGCUGGUCAAAGUCGCUCUCCUCUCCAUCUUGACUCGCAUCUUCGCUCCGUAUCGUACCAAGAUUCUCAUGAUCUACUUCUUUCUGGGCUGUCUGUUUGUCUACUAUAUUAUCGCCGAAAUUGUGAAAAUCCGGAUGUGCGACCCUAUUCCAGGAUACUGGACGGGUAACCCCAAGGCCAAAUGUAUGGACCAACAAGCCGCGCUCAUCGCCGACUCAGUCAUCAGUGUUGUCUCCGACUUGAUUAUCCUGAUCUUGCCUCUUCCAUUGACGUGGUCCUUGCAAAUGUCCCGCAGCAAGAAACUGCGAGUCAUUGGUAUGCUUUCUGCGGGUGGACUGGCCACAGCGUUCAGUCUUUACCGUUUGGUCCUGGUGGUCAGACAAGGAAGCUCAAGAGAUAUGACUAUUGUAUUUACGUGUGUCAUUAUGUCUGGCAAUGCGGAGGGCGGGGUCGCCCUGAUAUGCGCUUGCCUUCCCACCCUCAACAUUCUCAUCAACAAGCUCCGCAAGAAGGGCUAUUACAGUUCCGACCGUUACGAGCCCACCUCCUCCUUGCAACUGAGUAAGAUGAAGAACGGUGGCAGUAAACGGUUUUCUUUGGGCACGUCACGUCGAGCCGAUGGGCUCGAAUCUGCUUCGGACCAAAGCCACCUUAUUUCCUUUGCUGGUGCGCUCGAUGUUGCCUCCAGUGCGGAAACAGGCGGGAUUCAGAAAACGGUUGACGUAUCACAGACUGUUGAGGUCGUGGCAAAUAGGGAGCACUAGGUUGGAAUCAUUUGGGGUUACUUUCGUUUUCUUUUCUAUGUUAUGGGAUAUACCAAUGGCUGUGCUUUACGAGACUAAUAUUUCUUUUUGUAGUCAUGAUUCUGGGUGGCAGGUUGGCUUGGAC